This is a messenger RNA of Maylandia zebra (zebra mbuna), 3009 nucleotides long. The record is from RefSeq and is a predicted model, not a curated record. NCBI's taxonomy places the organism in Eukaryota, Metazoa, Chordata, Actinopteri, Cichliformes, Cichlidae.
UUGAGCAUGCAUCGAGAAGAAUUUAGAAUGGAUUACCUUGCUGAAUCCUUUUAGACAAGGGACUUAGGACUUACUAUCUAAUUGUGUCCCACAUAGAUGAUGUUCUCCAGUGCCCACUGUAAUGUGGAGAAGCUCACUUUACGAUUUUUUGAUCAGUAACAAGACAGAACCAGACGUGGAAGCUGCGGGAUGCUGGACGGGCUCAGCUGAACCUCUAGCUGUCAUGGCAGGAUGCUGGAUGGGCUCGGCUGAACAUCCAGCUGGCGUGGCAGGGCGAGCAGGUGCGAAAACCUCUGGCUGAGGCAUGGCAGGUGACGGCAUGGCAACCACAGACGGCAGGGCGGGCUCUCCAGAGCACUCAGCAGGAACUGAUGGCGGAGCGGGAGCUGUGAAGUGCUGGGGUGGUUCGCCUGAACCCCCAGCAGACACUAGAAGAGUCUACACAAACUGCUCAAUGACCCCCAUGGAAGCAGCAACAGGCUCUUCGGGAGGUCCAGAGCAAACUGAGUAACAGGAAGAGAAGAGUCUGGUGGUGCAGCAGAGGAACAAUUUCAGCCAUUUGGACUCAGCUCAGCCACUACAGAGGAAACAAUGACUCCAACACAAAUGGACCAACAUGGAGCAAGAAGUCAGCGCUCUCAGGAGGCCGACAAACCUCACAGAAGAAAGGGGGAGAAAACCUACAGCUGUGAUGAGUGUGGGAAGGAGUUUACCCUGGCUGGACACUUAAAACGACACCAAAUCAUCCACAGUGGAGUUAAAGCGUACAGUUGUGACUUGUGUGGAAAGUCUUUUACCCUGGCUCAAACCUUAAAAACACACCAACUCACGCACAGUGGAGUUAAACCUUACAGCUGUGAGUUUUGUGGAAAGUCGUUUACCCUGGCUCAAACCUUAAAAACACACCAACUCACUCACAGUGGAGUUAAACCUUACAGCUGUGAGUUUUGUGGAAAGUCUUUUACCCUUGCUGGAAACUUAAAAACUCACCAACUCAUCCACAGUGGAUUUAAAGCGUACAACUGUGACUUGUGUGGAAAGUCUUUCACCAAGGCUGGAGACUUAAAAAGACAUCAAACCAUUCACACUGGAGUUAAACCUUACAGCUGUGGGUUGUGUGGAAAGUCUUUUACCCUGGCUAAAACCUUAAAAACACACCAACUCAUCCACAAUGGAGUUAAACCUUACAGCUGUGAGUUUUGUGGAAAGUCUUUUACCCUGGCUAAAACCUUAAAAACACACCAACUCAUCCACAGUGGAGUUAAACCUUACAGCUGUGAGUUUUGUGGAAAGUCUUUUACCCGGGCUGAUAGCCUAAAAACACACCAAGUCAUCCACAGUGCAGUUAAAGCACACAGCUGUGAGUCAUGUGGUAAGACUUUUGCUCAAAAUAGCAGUUUACAGAGGCAUCUAGUUACCCACUCUGGAAUUAAGGCGUACAAUUGUGACUUGUGUGGAAAGUCUUUUACCCUGGCUGGAGACUUAAAAAAACACCAACUCAUCCACAGUGGAGUUAAACCUUACAGCUGUUACUUGUGUGGAAAGUCUUUUACCCUGGCUGGACACUUAAAAACUCACCAACUCAUCCACAGUGGAGUUAAAGCGUACAGUUGUGACUUGUGUGGAAAGUCUUAUACCCUGGCUCAUAGCCUAAAAACACACCAAGUCAUCCACAGUGGAGUUAAACCUUACAGCUGUGAGUUGUGUGGAAAGUCUUUUACCCAGGCUGGAGACUUAAAAAGACACCAAAUCAUCCACAGUGGAUUUAAACCUUAUAGCUGUGACUUGUGUGGAAAGUCUUUUACCCAGGCUGGAGACUUAAAAAGACACCAAAUCAUUCACAGUGGAGUUAAACCUUACAGCUGUGAGUUUUGUGGAAAGUCUUUUACCAAGGCUGGAAACUUAAAAAGACACCAAAUCAUUCACAGUGGAGUUAAACCUUACAGCUGUGAGUUGUGUGGAAAGUCUUUUACCCAGACUCAAAGCCUAAAAACACACCAACUCAUCCACAGUGGAGUUAAACCUUACAGCUGCGAGUUAUGUGGAAAGUCUUUUACCCAGGCUGGAGACUUAAAAAGACACCAAAUCAUCCACAGUGGAGUUAAACCUUACAGCUGUGACUUGUGUGGAAAGUCUUUCACCCAGGCAGGAGACUUAAAAAGACACCAAAUCAUUCACAGUGGAGUUAAAGCUUACAGCUGUGAGUUGUGUGGAAAGUCUUUUACCAAGGCUGGAGACUUAAAAAGACACCACACCAUUCACAGUGGAGUUAAAACUUACAGCUGUGACUUGUGUGGAAAGUCUUUUACCCAGGCUCAAACCUUAAAAACACACAAACUCAUCCACAGUGGAGUUAAACCUUACAGCUGUGAGUUUUGUGGAAAGUCUUUUACCCUGGCUGGAGGCCUAAAAAAACACCAACUAAUCCACAGUGGAUUUAAAGCACACAGUUUUGAGUUGUGUGGUAAGGCUUUUGCUCAAAAUGGCGACUUACAGAGGCAUCUAGUUACCCACUCUGGAAUUAAGGCGUACAGCUGCGACUUUUGUGGAAAAAGUUUCAGUGACAAACAGUACCGAAAUAAUCACCUACGGAUUCACACUGGAAAUGAUGUUUCCUGCUGUGAUCAGUGUGGGAAACUGUUUGCAACCGAUGCACAAUUACGACGACACAUGUUUAGCCACACUGAGGAGAGACCUUAUAAAUGUGACCUGUGUGAGAAGACUUUUAAAGCUCCACAUCAGCUGAAAAAACACCAACAGAUCCACACAAGAAAGUAACUCUACAAGUGCAGUUACUGUGAGGUAUGUAUUUAGUUUUUUAUCUUGUAAUUUUAACCUGAUUGUUUGGAACAAGUCUGAUCAGUAAACUUAUGGAGUUAUACUGAAUGAACUGUUUUGAAAAAUGAAGACUCAUUUUCAAUCAGUAAGCUGAGUGUUGUAAUUAGAGCUGGGCGAUAGAACGAUAACGAUAUGUAUCGCGAUAUAACUUUUACUCGAUAGAGAAAUUAA